This is a messenger RNA of Plasmopara halstedii, 288 nucleotides long. RefSeq lists its product as uncharacterized. Bases 1 to 288 code for a protein of 95 amino acids. The transcript has 3 exons. The record is from RefSeq and is a predicted model, not a curated record. Lineage: Eukaryota; Oomycota; Peronosporomycetes; Peronosporales; Peronosporaceae.
AUGCAUGCUAAGCGCCUCGCUACUCAUCACAUAUCAAGCGCGCCCCAAAUUAUCUUUCGGCUUGCUGCUCGCCAUACAUUAGACCAUCACGACGAUAUAACUCUCCAGCGUUUGCAGUCCUAUUUAAAGAAGCUGCGGAACAGCCUUCAAAUCUAUGAAAACUCUCUUCGCAGAACAACAACGCUGACUUUAUCUUACUGCUUCCAACGAAGGACUUUAGAAGUAUACUUAGACGUCGAUGUUGACAUGGCGGACGGUUGGACAUCUGCUCCAUUUUUGCUUAAUUAA